GGUGCUGCAGGGUCGUGCCGCAUUGCCUGGCCGCCGCGAGCGACGCCGGGGAGACGGUGAUGCUGUCGUCGUCAUUGUGCCACAGAAAGAGAGAGAAAGCGAGGAGAGGCUUUGACAUGGAGGGAAGCGGCUGUGUGUCGGCUCUGAGCUCAUCAGGCCGCCCGGAUCAGCAGGUUGGAUGUGCCGCCUGAAAGCCUGCAGGACCUGAGUCAUGAUAUACAUGGUGGAAAAAUCACAACUAAGUUAAAUUCUUGAGGGUGGAAAUGUUUCUGUGCGUAAAAGUGAAUGCCCCAUAUGUUGAUAAUGCAUCAUAGGAGCAUCAUAGCAGCAGCGUCUGUGCCAGUUCAGGGUGGAUUACGUCUACAGAGCAGCAGGCCUCCAUCUGAAGUCAGCUUCUGAUCAGGAAACCCACAAAGAAAGACCAUUUAAUACACUUCACCCUGUUGCUGGAGGUAACAAUUUCUUCUGUUGUUUCACUGGAAGCUGGUGUGGUGUGGUCCCCCGUGGAGGGACAGCUGUUGCAAAAGAUGACUCACUUACAGGCUGGCCUCUCUCCAGAGACCCUGGAGAAGGCCAAGGUGGAGCUGAAAGAAAACCCGGAGACUUUACACCAGGACAUCCAGGAGGUCCGGGACAUGAUCAUCACCCGGCCGGACAUUGGUUUCCUCAGGACAGACGACGCGUUUAUCCUCAGAUUCCUCCGAGCGAGGAAAUUCAACCACUUCGAGGCGUUCCGACUGCUGGCACAGUACUUUGAGUACCGCCAGCAGAACCUGGACAUGUUCAAGAAUCUGAAAGCCACUGACCCGGGAAUCAAGCAGGCCCUGAAGGACGGUUUCCCCGGCGUGCUCUCCAAUCUGGACAGAUAUGGCAGGAAAAUACUGGUCCUGUUCGCAGCCAACUGGGACCAGAGCAGAUACACAUUUGUGGACAUACUGAGGGCGAUCCUGCUGUCGCUGGAAUCUAUGAUAGAAGACCCGGAGCUGCAGGUCAACGGCUUCAUCCUCAUCAUCGACUGGAGUAACUUCACCUUCAAGCAGGCGUCCAAACUGACUCCCAGCAUGCUACGGCUUGCCAUCGAGGGGCUACAGGACAGUUUUCCUGCCAGAUUUGGAGGAAUCCACUUUGUGAACCAGCCCUGGUACAUCCACGCUCUCUACACCGUGAUACGACCCUUCCUCAAAGACAAGACCAGGAAGAGGAUCUUCAUGCACGGCAACAACCUGAACAGCCUCCACCAGCUGAUCCAUCCUGAGAUCUUGCCGUCAGAGCUCGGUGGGAUGAUGCCGCCGUACGAUAUGGGCACGUGGGCGCGAACGCUGCUGGACCACGCCUACGACGAGGAGACCGACUACUGUCCGGAGUCCUACACCCUGUCGGUACAAGACCUGGAGAGAGACCUGGAGAAAAACCUGUCCCCCAAAACCAUGAAGAGGUCUCAGUCGGUGGUGGAACCCGGCGUCCUGAAACGACCGGACAAAGUGAAGAGUGAAGAAGACAACAUGCAGCCGCUGCUCUCGCUGGACUAAACCCCCACGUUCAACAACAGCUCAAAAGCAUACCCAAAUCAAUAUUUACACACACAAACACACUGACUUACCUGUGCACCUGCUGUAAGCGACAUGCUCGCCCUGAAAACACCUUCCUCCAGAAAAUGCUGCUGCUGCUGCUGCUGCUGUUGGUUUCUUGUUUUUCUCUUGAACUCAAGGAAGUCAAAAUGAGCUGAUGCAAAGCGGCCAGAGAUGAGGAGGACGUUUCCUCACACGGAAGGGCAUCCUAAGAGCUACUGAUGUUGUUCUAUAUAUUUAUUUAGUUAUUUGUCAAGUGCCAAUUCCAACAACUGUAAAUUAACGUCUUUUGAACAAUCCAGCCCCUCAGUACGGAGCAGGGAAGGAGAACAAACACAAGUGCAAAGAGAAAGAGUCGCCACAUAUGUGUUAAAACAGUGUUUCCUACAGUUGUAUAGUAUAUGAGUGAUGGGCGAUUUGAAAAACUGGAAAUCGUACUUCAAAGAGGGCUUGGGGGCCAGUGGUUCCCGAGCUGCAAUUUUUUUUUCUUCUUUGUACAUUAAAUUGAAGAAACGCCCUGUAUGGGCGAGAAGCACGGCUCAGGAUUAGCAGAAGUGACCAUAAUGAGCUUGUUCGACCUCCUGGACACAAAACUGGCAGACAGGCAGGCACUGGGUUCACUGCGGGGGUUAAUGGGCGUCUUUCCUGUAAAACUAAUACCUGAACUAUCAGUCGCGCUCCAGUUAUCUCUUGGAAAAGCAAACCCCCCUUUACGAUGAGAGUUGGCGCUAUGAAUUAUGUGGUUUUUUUCCUUCCGGCCCUUUUCUCUCUUCUUCUGACCCAUUUGUCAUAUUUCCUCUGCCAUUAGUAAAAUACAAAAACAACUUGCAUCAUCAAGUAUUUGUUUGGCUGGAGAUGACCAAAAAAUAUAUUUUGAGAAACUAAUAGGUAGGACGUCAAGCCAGACAAAUAAAUAAGCCUAAAUUACAUUUUUAUAAAAGCAGAAAAAGGGCAAACAUAUCACGCUCUCCUGUUACAUUCAUUAUACUUUUGGCAAUAAUAGUCUUAAUUUUGAAAUGGUCAUGGAAGCAUUACGUAAAACUAAAAGAAUUACAUAUUAAAGGGCCACACAUUAAAGUAUUGUUUGCAUGUUUAAGACCAUUAACCAGAAAUGUAUUUUGUUAUUUAAAGGUCCAGUGUGUAACAUGUCGGAUUUAUUGGCAGAAAUGGAAUAUAAUAUUUCAAUAGUGUAUAAUAGGAAUUGUUGUGUUUUCGUUACCUUAGAGUGAGACGUUUUUAUCUACAGAGGGAGCGGAUCCUCUUCUGCGGACACCGCCAUGUUUAACCGCCACAUUUCUACAGUCGCCCAGAAUGGACAAACCAAACAUUGGCUCUAGAUAGGGCCUUUCGCAAGUCCUGCACACUGGUCCUUUAAAUAUUUCAUUUGCAUCAUUUCAGUACACUAUUGGUGUUUCAUAAUACAGCUAAAAAAAUGAAGUAUUAUCAGUAUUAGUAUUAGUUUGUAAUCUUAAUUUAAGGUCCACUUAUUAGCUUUCUUCUUAGCUUUCAACCACAGCUCACGUUCAACUAUUAAUUUACAGAUUUGAUUGAAGAUUUUAAGCGUUCAUGUGCCAUCAUGUGAUAGAAAAUUACUUCAGGCAAACCUGUCUUUUGAGUGCAAGAAUAAAACUUUUGGUAGUAGACUCUUUUAAAGGUGCCCCGUGGAGUUUAUGACCACUAGCUGCACUAUGGAGCAAUGUUUUUACAAACUUUUACAAACUAUUGUUAUCUGGCGAUGUGAUUCAUAUUCCUGCCAUUCAUUUCACACUAUUCCAGUAAUCAACAGCUGGCGAACACACAAAAAGACAAAGGCAAAGGAGAAGACGUCUAUCUUUGGCUCUUUAAAUGUUUUUUACAAGCAAGGAAAAACAUUUUUUUGACCUCAUGCAUACACACAAUGAGUGUUGGUGAGAAACACUGAAUGUUAACAUAACUUUUGUUUGGUUACAACAAAACUCAAUGGGGCACCUUUAAGUCUCAAAGGUCAGCGCUUCCUGACAGCAUGUGAAUGCACCAGACCUUAAGUUCAACAGUCUGAUAAUGACACACAGUAAUAAAUGAUCUAUCUCAGGCAGUAUUCAGGUUGGCAGUAAUUUAAACAUGAUUGGCAGUAAAUGUGUUUCUGUCCUGUUAAGUUUAAUCUAACUAAAACGUUGUUUUUAUUUUACAAAUUACAGUAUUUUAUCAUAAUUACAUCAUUUCUGCAUAUAUUCUGCAGUUAGACAAGCUACUGCUGCAGUGUAGAUACAGUAGGAUAUGUAUUUAUUUCUGCUUGCUCCACUCACUGUUUUUUAUGUUUUACUGACUUCCCAAAAAUACUACUAUAAAACUGGCACCAGCUGAAGGUGUUUGACACACUGCACUUUAGGCUCUUCCAAAACAACAAUUCAACACAUGUUUAUGUUGUGAAGUGCAAAAAAAGUAUGACAACCGAACGUUAAGGAAGCAGAGACAGGGAAACUGUGACGAUGAUGGGCAGAGCAGCAGAGGAAAAGCCAGUCAGGCUGGCAAGCAUGCAGCCGAGCAGAUCACAGAAAGGCCGGCAGGCAGGAAGUGUGAGCUGGCCGGCUGCAACGAGAGCAGACAGCUGGAAUGUUAAACUAUCACACCAGCGUACAUGACAUGUCAACCGCACUUACAACAGCUCAGAGGCUCGACCCUGUGCGGAGUCGAGUUAAGACUGCGGCCUCAGUGGUUCUUUCUUUAGGCUCAGUGAGAUCUGUCUGGUUUCAGCGCUGUUUAAAUCAGAGUGAGAUGGAGAACUGCCACAAGCAGACAAUAGCUACAGAAAAACAGUCUGGCAAACAUGUUGUGAUUGUUUAAUGGCUCAUUUGUGUUACGUCUUGUGUGAUUUCAUUUUGAAUUCUUAAUUGACACUGAACAGUUGCUACACCUGAAAGCUUGUUGUUCUCACACAGCAGCUUAUAGUGACAACAGUAGCAGACUGACUACUCCAGGUUUGUAAUAGUAAUAUUUGAAACAAUGAGCCCAUUCACCUCAUUUCAAUUUAGUCCGCUGAAAUGACAACUAGCUGAUGUUAAUGCUGUCAAACUUUUAGUUGUUCCAGCUGAUUCGCCUUAAGACGAGAACCUGUAAAACAAAAUAUUUGUGCUGAAAGACUGAGGCUUCAUGUCAAGUCAAAAAUCCUCACCAGUUGAUGAUCAACGUAGAAGACCUGGAAAUAAGGAAACAUCAUUGUGGUGGAGACUAUUAGUUUAUAAUUGAAAAUGUGAUUAAAAAGUUAAACAGAACUGCUGUUGCUUGUUGAAGAAAAAUACCAUUGGACAAGCAACACAGAGGUUAAAUUUAUGCUGUAUUCUUUAUAUUUUUCAUUUUUAAGACAGAAAAGGUUGGAAACUCAGAUAAUGAGGGUGGCUGAAGACACAAACUCUCCCAAACCAGAUAAAGAGCAGGACAGACUGCUAACCUGGAUGUUCCUGUCAUGAAAAGGAGAUUUUUCUAACACAACCUGUAAUCCUACAACAUACAGCAGCUAGUUAAUGAUAUGCUCCAUGGCAUUAAACUCUAGUUUGCUGUACACUGGUAAAUUAAUUAGCCCUUGGCAUGCUUUAGCUUCUUUUAAGAUUCUUUCCAAACUCUUUAAAUACAUAAUAUUGCUCUUGCUAGCACCCAAUGCACACCACUUUGGCAUGUGUAGAAAUGAAAAACUCUCCAGCCGAGUUGUUUAGGAGGGGUUUACAAGCAGUAAUUUCUCAGCAAAAGCCCAAACCACCUGAGUGAGCUACAGCUCCAUUCUGGCACAGAUUGGCCCAAAGUCCUGAAGUCACUGCCUCCCAGCUGUUGCUUACUUUCAUUGAGCUUAUUUAGUGGGACAAAAAUAUAUCUUUCAAUAAAUACAAGUAACAUUCAAUACCCACGUCCGUGAUAAUGACUGAAAAACACUGAGCUCAAUCAUCUCUUCACAUUCACGUCUGUUAGAAUCAAACUGCUCUGAUUGCAUUGCAAGUUAUUUUAGGGGGCGAAAACAUGUUAUUUUAGCUACAUUUGUCAAAGCAGCCAUUUUACUCAGAUUUUUCCAUGCACUGGGACACAAUUAUGUUUGAAAGCUUUUGACUGUGGCAAAAAGCUAAUGGGGAUGGAAAUUAUAGAAAAUUACACUGGUAUUAUUCUCUGAACCUCCACAGGGUACAGUGGUAACCGUAAAAUCCAAACAUAUCAUCCACCAAAGUCACAAAAUUGGACUGAAACACUGGAGAGAUAGCUUUGAACAAACCAUAUUAUUUUGGAGGUAUUAUUUCUGUGUGGAGGGCAGCAUCAAGAACCAAUGUGCAAACUAUAGGCAGAUGACGGAAACAAUGAGCAGAACUCUUGUUUGAGACUGUAGAACUGGAGUUUGAAGAAACAUUUUUAUCAUCAGACAGAGCGGGUCCUCUUCUAUGAAAGCUGCCAUGUUGAAUUGCCAUGUUCCUACAGUAGCCCAGAACGGACAUACCAAACACUUUUUCUAGAUAGGUCCUUUGACAUUUUUCACCACAGCCACCAUAUUUUCUCCUACUACUAAACUUGGUUGAGGCUAGCUGUUUUUGCUGGUUGCAAUCUGCAACUUCACCACUAGAUGCCACUAAAUCCUACACACUGAUCCCUUAAGUGUCAAUGCAGGGAGCAGUGCACCUUUUAUGUAGCAAGAUAAAAAGUGAGAAAACUAUCUUUUCCUAACUAUUAAGCAUAUAAUAUAUUAAGGCAUCUUUUUUUGAAUGGCUUUAAUUACUGAACGUAAUCUGCGGUCUUGCAGAAUCGUCUGAUAUUGGUGUUUGGUUACAUUUUCUGAGCGUUACAAGAUAGUCAUUAAGAGCCAAACAUAUCAGCUAUCUUCAAUCCAAAACUUAAUGAUGUCAGUUUUUAAAUAUUUAGAGUCAGUGUUGCUUCCCUAUAACACCAUUAAGGUUAACAUUAAGAUUAUUUUUGUCAAAUCUUCGUGUUUUAUAAGAAUUGAACAAACGCUGGGAUUUGCCAGCCAUUUUAGGUAUUUCCUACUGGUUAUUGCACCAGUUUAAAUCGAACCGUCAGACACUUAACUGUAGGGGAAAUGUAGAACUGCCAGUUUUGUGCACAUCAGAGAGACUGUAAUAAACUGCAAGUCAAAUACAUGUUCAUCAAGUGUUUUAGAAUUAUUUCCGUGCAUUGGUAGAUAUCUGACAGUACACAGUAGAACAGUUACAGGCUGCACAAUCAGAUUCAGCAUUAAUGUCACUUCGAGUCAUUCAGGAGGAAAUGUGAAGGAAAACACAGAUUUGUAACAUAAACAAGGCACACACACACACACACACACACACACACACACUGUAGAUGCUUCCAGUUGUUAGGAUACAAAGUUUACAUUCAAUAAACAUCUGUAUACUGCUUGAAUAUAGCAAAACUGCGUUGAACUGAAUCUCACAUAGAACAUCCUGCAGGUUCACUGGUUAUUUUUAAGGUUCCAGUAUUAGAGGUCGCUAUCAGAGUUCAGGCUUUGUUCUGUUGUAAAACGUAUUGUAUGUAGAGGAACUUAAACAUGGUAACACACAAGUAAAGACUUUAAUUUUUAUUACAAAUAUACUUUAUCGGGUAAUGCUUGGUGCUUUGCCACACAUUUAAGAUUUUUAAAAUGUUUUUUUUUUGUCAGUAUUUUAUUAAAAUUGCUAUCUACCUUGUCUAUUACACAGCUGACAGAUUGGUAUAUGUUGUAUGAAUUGUAAACAGAAUUAUGAAGUUAGAAUCUGUUUUUAUUUUUUAAAAAAUUCAGCAUUUCGAAUGUUAUUUCUUUGUGGUUGUUAUGUCUUUCCUGCUGACCUUGGAUCAAAGUAUUGUUGAAUAUAUUUCAGAAACAUGUAUUGAUGGUUUUCCACAUGUUAAAAAGCCACUCAGGAAGCCAUCCUGGAGGUCCUCAGUGAUUCUUCGUAAAUUUUGAUUCAACCAUCUCAGCAAAACUAAUCUCAAAAGGAUUUAUCUCUAGGCUGGUUUUGACUGAAAACUUAGGUUUGUCGUUGCAAUCAGUUGCAUCAGUUUAAUAGUGAGCUAACAUUUUUUCAGCUAAACACUGUCUUAUUGUAAACACAUUGUUUUUUUACACCAGCUUACAUGGAAGGAAAUGUAGAGCCCACAUACUGUUAUUCUCCAAUGCAAAAUAAGAUCUCACAGACUGUCUGGGGAAACAUGAAUGAAGCAUUCUCAUUCUCCAUCCUCUUCCAUUACCUUUGACUUGCUUCACUUAUUAAAACAAAUGCCAUAUAUGCGACCCAUGCACCAGCAUGCAGGGGCCCGGAAGGACAAAUUUAUCAAACAAACAUUGAAAUAUGAUGCUGUCACCAUUUGCAAUUCACCAUAAGCAAUGUUGGCAAAUUGCUCUAGUGAAACAGGCCCUGGUCAGCUGUUUGGAGCUGGAAAAUCCAUAUUUCCUGCAAUGAGCAAGCAGCGUGAGAGCCUGAAACACCUAUCCAUCAAACACUUUCACCUCAAAUGUACAGUACCCUGCUCUAAGCCUUAGUAGCUUCUUUAUGUAACAUUAACUAAAAAUUGGCAUCAAGGAAAACAGUUUCCAACCCAAAAAAAUAACUUUUUUUUUUUAUAUUUUGAGUAUUUCUUUUUCAAAUUUCUGCCAUUCCCACUCAGGUUUUUUAUGCCCAGAUUGAUAAAUGUGCAUAAAAACAUGUUGAUGGAAAAUGCACUUUUGCACUGUUUUUACAUUGAUGCUUUCUCAGCCUCUCCAGUUUGUUCUGCAGCUCAAACAAUCACAUUGGUGAGACUAAAUCACUUUGUAUGGGAGAAUAACAGUGAGCAGACUUUCAUCCAGGACCUGUGAUUUGUUUUGGAUAUGCAUGCUCUUAAAUGUUUUUUUAUUUUUUUAUUUUUAAGUAUGAUCACACUAUUCAUUUUGACUUUAUUUUGGCAUGUUUAGAUAUUACUUUUAACAAUUGCAUUAAUUCCCCAGUAGACCUCCACGAUGGUGGCAAAUGUGGUUAGCAGUUGGGACAGAACCUUCCAUCUCUAGGACAGAGUAUGAAUCCCAGUUUGGAACAUUGUCUAUAAUAUAAAAGGGCAAAUCAUCCCUGUUUGGCAGAUUGUGGAGGAGAGGACAUCAUUCACAGAAAUGGGAUCCAUGUGUUGGAUCUGGAAAGAUAUGACUGUCCCAGGUCUCAUCCUUCUAGAUCUGUUGAGGCACCAGUUUGACCUUUGAGUUGGCUGAUGCAUGGAGACUCUUUCACUGGGAUACAUGCACUGUUUGCAUUCAUCUGGUUUAUAUGAUUGACAGUAAAUGGUUAUAAAAAGGGAAGAAGUUGACCUCAAUGUUUAUUUUCAGUGAUGUAAAUGUCCUCUGCUUUCCCGUGCCUUUGAGGCAACUGAAACUAUGUUGAUUAACUAUGUUUUUUUGACAGAAAACUGGCACCAAUGACAUUACAUGCACUGUAUACUGUAGAUCAGUUAGUAAUUAAAUGUUCACAUUAAGAGUUUUGUUCCACAGUGAGGUGUUAAAAAAACUGCCAGCUCCGCAAAUCAUUUCUGACAUAGAAAAAUGUAAUUAAUCAAGUCAUCUUUAUCUGAUUUCUAUAUUCAUUUUCAAGUGCUUUUCAUCAUAAUAAUGCAUUAUUAUGGAAUCAAACUCUCCAUCGCAAGCUUUGUCAGUGCACUGCAGUCUUUAUAAUGAUGGAAUAAUAAUAUUAAUUUCCCACUGACUUUGAUCAAUGUUUGAUUUAUUUGAGCCAAAGCCACCUCUUCCAUUAAAAAUACAAUGUAUUGUAUUGAAUCAUUAAUAUGUUCUUUAAGGAUUUGGACACUGAAUGACAUUUUUUAAUGAUUGAUAAUUUUUCUGAAAAUGAAUGCAUUAUGUUGAGUUGGUGAUAUACUUAUUUAAUUUUAAUAUCACUGUUCUUUGAUUGUAUAGUUACAGUAGGAGCUAUAGGGAGACCAAACUCAAAACUGAAUUGUGAGUUAUUAUGGAAAGCCAGUAUAUUAUAGGAGCAAAAACUGUUCAGUUAGCAGGUGUUAAAUGUAUAAAUGUCCUAAAAGACAAUUUGCUGAAAUGCAUUAUGUAAAACGAGCUAAAUAAAUAUGGACACACAUA
Molecule: messenger RNA, 9627 nt
Organism: Dicentrarchus labrax (European seabass)
Lineage: Eukaryota; Metazoa; Chordata; Actinopteri; Moronidae
Gene: clvs2
Product: clavesin 2
Exons: 5
Coding region: 528-1529 (333 amino acids)
Cellular component (GO): membrane
Molecular function (GO): phosphatidylinositol bisphosphate binding
Source: RefSeq, a predicted model, not a curated record